AUGGAGGCAAUCGUUUUAGACAAUUUUUUCUCUUCAGAUGAAUAUUUGAUAUGUACCGUUGACCCUUGCCUAAAUGGCGCUACAUGCAUCGCGGAUCGGUGUUUCUGUGCUCCUGGUUGGGCUGGCGUUCAUUGUGGAACAGACGUGGACGAGUGUGCAUCCAAUCCCUGCAGGAACAGAGGAACGUGCUCACAAGCUAUCGGCCAGUACAGCUGUGCAUGCCCUCCAGGCUUCACUGGAAUUAACUGCGAAACAAAUAUAAACGACUGCGCAGGUCUGCCUUGUUUGAAUGGAGGACAUUGUAAUGACCAGAUCAAUGGAUUCAACUGCAGCUGUACACCUGGUUACGUCGGCCCCUUAUGUCAGACGGAUAUCAAUGAGUGUGCGUCUAACCCUUGUAUGAACAACGCCACAUGUUUGGACCAGAUUGCCCAGUUUUCCUGUGUCUGUCCUGAAGGAUUCACCGGCACACUUUGUGAACACAAUAUAAAUGAGUGUCUUCCAAAUCCCUGCCAAAAUGGAGGUGUAUGUGUGGACAUGGUUAACGGCCGUACAUGCGUGUGCCACUCCGGGUACACGGGGACGAACUGCGAGAUAAACGUUGAUGACUGCCUCCAAAACCCUUGUUUGCACGGGGGUACAUGCCUGGACGGAGUUGGAAUGUUCACGUGUACGUGCGUGCUAGGAUAUACAGGCGGAACGUGCGAGAAGGAUAUAAACGAAUGUGAGUCGGAUCCUUGCCUUAACGGUGGUCUGUGUUUGGAAGGUAUAGACGUUUAUAACUGUACAUGUCCUGGUUAUCAGGAUGCCCACUGUGGAACAGACAUCAACGAGUGUGAAUCACGCGUCUGUCAAAAUAAUGGGACAUGUGUGAAUCUGGUUGGCUCGUUUCAAUGCAACUGUGCUCCAGGAUACAUCGGCACAUUGUGCCAGAUUGAUGUGAACGAGUGUUCCUCACAGCCUUGUUUAAACAGUGGAGUGUGCAUGGAUGGAAUCAAUCGGUAUAACUGCACUUGUCCUCUUGGGUAUGCCGGAACUAACUGCGAAUUUGAUAUUCAGGAGUGCUCGUCUUCCCCGUGCCUUAACGGAGGGACAUGUGAAGAACAUAUCGGAUACUACACGUGCACUUGUAUUCCCGGCUUUACUGGAACCAACUGUGAACACGAUAUUGACGAUUGUUUAGGAAUCGACUGUCAGAACGGCGGCACGUGCGAAGACGGUGUUAACAACUUCCGGUGUUUCUGUCCUGCUGGUUUUACCGGGGAAAGAUGCCGAACCGAAACGACCGAAUGUUCGCCAGAUACAUGUCAAAAUGGAGGUACUUGUGAGAAUUUGGAGGCGGCGUUUCAGUGUCGGUGUGCAUCAGGAUAUACCGGAACAUUUUGUGAAACAGAGUAUUUGAAAUGUGGCAUUGACCCCUGCUUAAAUGGCGCCACAUGCAUCGCGGAUGGAUGUUUCUGUACUCCUGGUUGGACUGGCGUAUAUUGUGAAACAGAUAUAGACGAGUGUGCCAGCCUGCCUUGUUUGAAUGGAGGACGUUGUAUGAACCAGGUCAAUGGAUUUAACUGCAACUGUCAACUUGGUUACGCCGGUUCCAUUUGUCAGACGGAUAUUAAUGAGUGUGAGUCUAAUCCUUGUCUGAACAACGCUGCAUGUUUGGACCAGGUUGCCAAUUUUGCCUGUGUCUGUCCUGAAGGAUUCACCGGCACUCUUUGUGAACACAAUGUAAAUGAUUGUGUUCCGAAUCCCUGCCAAAAUGGAGGUGUAUGUGUGGAUAUGGUUAACGGCCAUACAUGCGUGUGCCACUCCGGGUACACGGGGACGAACUGCGAGAUAAACGUUGAUGACUGCCUGCCAAAUCCUUGUUUGCACGGGGGUACAUGCCUGGACGGAGUUGGAAUGUUCACGUGUAGGUGCGUGCUUGGAUAUACAGGCGAAACGUGCGAUACAGACGUUGAUGAAUGUCGGUCAAAUCCCUGCCGAAAUGGUGGACUGUGUUUGGACUCAGUCAACAGUUUUACAUGCAUAUGUCGAGCUGGAUUUACCGGAGGAAUAUGUCAGACAGACAUCAAUGAGUGUGAAUCAGGCCCAUGCCAACAUAACGGGACAUGUGUGAAUCUGGUUGGCUCGUUUCAAUGCAACUGUGCUCCAGGAUACACCGGCACAUUGUGUCAGAAAGAUAUUCAGGAGUGCUCGUCUUCUCCGUGCCUUAAUGGAGGAACAUGUUCAGAACACAUCAGAUACUUCACCUGCAGUUGUAUUCCCGGUUAUACUGGAACCAACUGUGAACACGAUAUCAACGAGUGUCUGCCAAUGCCAUGCUUUAACGGUGGAACUUGUGUAGAUGAAAUCAACCGCUACACGUGCAUAUGUCGAGCGGGCUUCACUGGCACAAAUUGCGAAGAAAACAUCGACGAAUGUGCGUCAAGCCCCUGUAGUAAUGGGGGUCUGUGUGUAGAUCGGAUCAACUCGUAUAUUUGUGUGUGCGUUCAAGGCUACACAGGGGAGUCUUGUCAGACUGAUAUAAAUGAGUGUGCGUCUGACCCCUGUCCAGCCUCGGUCCCUUGUGUGGAUCUGGUGAAUUCCUUCAGAUGUGAUUGCCCCCAAGGUUAUACAGGUCCAUUUUGCACGAUACCGGUUGACGUGUGCGAUUCAAGCCCAUGUACAAACAAUGGGACGUGUGAAGUGACGAACAUCCCUGACGCUGGGUACGUUUGCACAUGCGCAGCGGGAUUUACCGGAACCAAUUGUCGAACCAACAUUGACGACUGCCUAUAUGGAAAGUGUGCAGCCUUUGCGACUUGUCAGGACGGAAUCAACUCUUACGUAUGCAUUUGUCAGUCUGGUUUUACUGGCACGUUCUGCACGGAAAACAUCAACGAGUGUACAGCCACUCCUUGUUUGGACAAAAGCAUGUGCGUGGAUACCAUUGGCAGCUAUUAUUGUAUAUGCCGUGAGGGCAUGACGGGUCUUCAUUGUGACACCCCUACGGUUGGAACAUCAUCGGUGUGUCUUUCGUCAGACGAUUGUGGUUCUCACAAGACGUGUGUAGAUCAAGAA
Messenger RNA from Mya arenaria, 3060 nucleotides. RefSeq names its product neurogenic locus notch homolog protein 2-like. Gene Ontology annotation, cellular component: plasma membrane; protein-containing complex. The annotation marks the transcript as partial. Gene Ontology annotation, molecular function: calcium ion binding. The record is from RefSeq and is a predicted model, not a curated record. Gene Ontology annotation, biological process: establishment or maintenance of epithelial cell apical/basal polarity; heterophilic cell-cell adhesion. The transcript is spliced from 28 exons. Lineage: Eukaryota; Metazoa; Mollusca; Bivalvia; Myida; Myidae.